AUGUUACGCACUUCAUUACUUAUUUCAUCAUCUAUUGCUCGACGUUUAAUUGUUGCAAAUACUUCGACUAAUGUUCAAACAUCCUCAACAAUAAAAUCAGAAAAAAUUCCUCAAAUAAAAGUUGCACUAUGUAUACAACGUUAUGUGCAUUUAUCACCUGAAAUGAAUCAAUUAGAAAAAGAUUAUACAAAUUUAGUAGCACAAUUAGAAACUGAACAUAGUUAUUUAUCAGAUCAUGAAUUACGACAUAAAAGAGAAAUUGAACUCGCCAAACAACGACAAAAUUCACCAACAAGUACAGCUGCAGCAGUGAAUAUUGUUGAAACAGCUGUUGAUUUAGAAGAUCGUUUAGCAAAAGAAUUUGAAAAUUUUCAAUUGAUGUCAAGAGAAACAGAGGAUGAUAAAAAAAAUAAUCUUCGAAGUCAUAAUCGAAAACUUGAUCAAAAUUUAUUAUUAAUCGUACAACAAAAGAAUUCACAAUCGAAUAAAGAUGAAUGGAUUUUUCCAGAGAAAACCUAUGAUGGUGAACCAUCUUUACGAGCAACAGCUGAACAAAUUAUUUCAACAUGUGGAAAUCUUCAUGUACAAAUAUCUGGAAAUGCACCAUUAGCUUGGUAUAAAAAUGAUGCAGAUUCAUCGUCCAAAAAGAUUUUCUUUUACAAAGCUGAAUAUUUGGCAGGUGUUGUUAAACAAUUUGCUACUCUUAAAUCAUCACCUUAUAAAGAUCAUGCAUGGAUUAUCCAUGAAGAUCUUCCUAAAUAUUUGUCGCCAUCAUAUUAUAAAGCUGUGAAAGACAUGUUGUUUGUGUUUUAA
This is a messenger RNA of Rotaria sordida, 813 nucleotides long. The record is from the annotation of a GenBank genome assembly. Lineage: Eukaryota; Metazoa; Rotifera; Eurotatoria; Philodinida; Philodinidae.